Anthonomus grandis grandis is the source of this 3494-nucleotide messenger RNA. RefSeq names its product ubiquitin-like modifier-activating enzyme 1. The record is from RefSeq and is a predicted model, not a curated record. Bases 208 to 3336 code for a protein of 1042 amino acids. The transcript has a single exon. Gene Ontology annotation, biological process: protein sumoylation. Gene Ontology annotation, cellular component: cytoplasm; SUMO activating enzyme complex. Gene Ontology annotation, molecular function: SUMO activating enzyme activity. NCBI's taxonomy places the organism in Eukaryota, Metazoa, Arthropoda, Insecta, Coleoptera, Curculionidae.
UAGAUCGCAUUGUCAAUGUCAUUCAUUACCAUUAGUCAUUCCGAAAUUUAAUUUUGGUUUUUGCGUGAAUAUCGUGUUUUAAGUCCGGCAACGCGUGUUUAAACCCGUUCCGUCGCUUCGGUUCAUCCUACCGUUAGUUUCGCGUGUUAUUUUUCACUAAAUCGGGCUGACAAAAUUGAUUGUUAAAACUGGCCAGCGAUUUACUCCAUGUCUAGUGCUGACUCGGCAGAAACGUUUACCGGUCCUCCAUCCAAGAAACGUAAGUUUGACGACGCGCAAGCCGGUUCAAGCAUGGCGAACACAAGCAGCAGCUUGCCAUCAAGCUCUGCAGGCCGUAGCGAUAUCGAUGAAGGACUCUACUCCAGGCAAUUGUAUGUGUUGGGCCAUGAAGCAAUGAGGAAAAUGGCUACUAGCGAUAUCCUUAUAUCCGGUCUCGGGGGUCUUGGGGUAGAAAUUGCAAAGAACGUCAUUCUGGGUGGUGUAAAGUCUGUAACACUCCACGACGACCAACUCACAACUAUAAGGGACCUCAGCACGCAAUUCUUUCUCGCUGAAGAAGACCUUGGAAAAAAUCGCGCAUCGGCUUGCUUUAAAAAACUUUCGGAGCUUAAUAGUUAUGUCCCUACUUACGCGUAUACUGAUGCCCUAGAAAAGGACUUCAUCAAAAAGUUUCGUGUAGUCGUCUUAACUAAUUCCACAAGAGAAGAACAGUUACAGAUCAGUGAAAUUACUCAUGAAAACAACAUCGCUUUGAUAAUCGCUGACACAAAAGGCGUCUUUGCACAGAUAUUUUGUGAUUUUGGAGAAUCUUUUACCGUGGUAGAUACUACAGGGGAGCCAGCUGUUUCCGUUAUGGUAGACAAUAUCAGCAAUGAUAAGGAAGGCGUGGUUACCUGCGCCGAGGACAUGAAGCAUGACCUAGAGGAUGGUGACUAUGUAACAUUCUCGGAACUAGAAGGUAUGACUGAAUUAAACAAUUGUGCACCUAAAAAAGUUAAAGUUCUUGGCCCAUAUACUUUUUCCAUUGGCGACACUACUACUUUUACGCCAUAUCAGCGUGGCGGAUUCACUACUCAAGUGAAAAUGCCUAAGGACCUACAUUUUAAGCCUCUAAAAGAAUCUUUAGAAAAUCCAGAGUUUUUAAUGGUUGACUUUGCCAAAAUGGAUUAUCCGCCACAAUUGCAUUUAGCUUUCAGUACUUUACACUGCUUCAUAGAGAAGCAUGGUAGACUUCCAAAAUCUUGGUCAAACGAAGACGCAGCUGAAUUUCUCUCUAUUGCCCGGGCUAAUGCUAACAGCGGUGAUACUGAAGUAAAUGAAGGUUUGCUAGAAACGUUCGCCAAAGUCGCUGCCGGAGAUCUCAGUCCAAUAAAUGCCGCAAUUGGAGGAAUAGUGGCUCAAGAAGUAAUGAAAGCUUGCUCUGGGAAAUUUCAUCCUAUAAUGCAAUGGUUUUACUUUGACGCCAUUGAAACCUUACCGUCAGACAAAUCAGAAAUUACAGAAGAACUUGCCGCUCCGCAGGGUAGCAGGUACGAUGCACAAACUGCUGUUUACGGAUCGGAAUUUCAAAAAAAUAUUUCGGCGCAGAAAUAUUUUGUGGUCGGUGCCGGAGCGAUAGGAUGCGAACUAUUAAAGAACUUCGCCAUGAUGGGACUGGGUACUAACGGAGGAUGUAUCACUGUCACCGAUAUGGAUUUUAUUGAAAAGUCCAAUCUUAACAGGCAGUUUUUGUUUAGAGCACAUGACGUGCAAAAACCAAAAUCAGUUACAGCUGCUAGGGCUAUAAUGAAAAUGAAUCCACAAGUUAACAUAAUUGCACACGAGAAUCGAGUAUGUCCAGAUACUGAGAAUAUUUACGACGAUGAAUUUUUUGAGAGUUUGGACGGCGUGGCAAAUGCAUUGGACAAUUUUGAUGCAAGAAUUUAUAUGGAUAGGCGUUGUGUGUACUACCGUAAACCUUUGCUUGAAUCUGGCACUUUGGGAACCAAAGGAAAUACUCAGGUAGUAGUGCCAUACCUCACAGAGUCAUACGGUUCAAGUCAGGACCCACCAGAAAAGAGUAUUCCGAUAUGCACAUUAAAAAAUUUUCCCCAUGCCAUAGAACAUACGUUACAAUGGGCAAGAGAUGCUUUUGAAGGAUUAUUUAAAUAUAGUGCAGAGAAGGCCUCACAGUUCUUAAAAGAUCCAGACUUUUUGGAACAAACCAUGAAACUACCUGGCACACAGCCGCUUGAUACCCUGGAGUCAAUAAAAGCAGCUUUAUUGGACGAACGGCCCAAAAACUUUGAAGAUUGCAUUACAUGGGCUAGACAUUACUGGGAAGAUCAAUACAAUAAUCAAAUUCGUCAGCUAUUGUUUAAUUUUCCACCAGAUCAACAAACCAGUACUGGUCAGCUAUUCUGGUCAGGUCCUAAACGCUGCCCACAGCCGCUUACUUUUGAUAUUAAUGACCCGUUGCAUUUGGACUAUAUCGUUGCAGCUGCAAAUUUGAAGGCAAAGGUUUAUGGCAUUCCUACAAACAGAGAUAGGCAGUAUAUCGCGAAAGUGGCGUUGCAGGUUAAUAUUCCAGAAUUUACUCCAAAGUCGGGUGUGAAAAUCGCAAUUACAGACUCGCAAAUGGCUGCUCACGGGAAUAAUGUGGACUUAGACAAGGUUAUGGCGAUUAAAGCCCAGUUACCUUCAGGUGAGGAGUUAAAAAGUUUAAAUUUACAUCCUCAAGAAUUUGAAAAAGAUGACGACUCAAAUUUUCACAUGGACUUUAUUGUGGCGGCGUCAAAUCUUAGAGCUAUUAAUUAUAAAAUCACACCAGCCGAUAGGCACAAGUCCAAACUGAUCGCGGGUAAAAUAAUUCCAGCAAUUGCAACCACCACUUCAAUGGUCGCCGGCUUGGUGUGUUUGGAAUUUUACAAAUUGCUGAGAACACAAAAAAAUCGUGAGAUGUUUAAAAACUGUUUUGCUAAUUUGGCAUUGCCAUUGUUUACGAUUUGCGAACCAAAACCUCCAGAAGAAAAGGAAUAUGAUGGCAAGAAGUGGACCUUAUGGGACAGGUUCGAAAUCCAAGGGGAGAUGACUUUGGCAGAGUUCUUGCAGUAUUUUAAAGACAAAUAUAGUUUAGAGAUAACGAUGUUGUCGCAGGGGGUGUGCAUGCUAUAUUCAUUCUUCAUGCAAAAAUCUAAGGCCCAGGAGCGAAUGGGCUUAACUAUGGCGGAGGUCGUAAAGAGAAUCUCAAAGAAGAAGAUAGAACCACACGUUAAGUCUUUGGUGUUUGAACUAUGUUGUAACGGUCCUGAUGGUGAAGACGUUGAAGUACCAUAUGUUAAAUAUAAUCUUGGUUGAAGAACAUUUGCGCAUUUUGAAAUAUACGUUACUCUGCUUCUGUUGCUUUCUUUUUUAAAUUUUGUGUUCUGACAUGAAGAGAUUUUGGUACUUUUAUUUACUAAACGAUAUUUCGAAAUUGUGAUAUGCUUUUCUUAAUAGAAUAUUUUUGCCAGUAA